Boleophthalmus pectinirostris (great blue-spotted mudskipper) is the source of this 377-nucleotide messenger RNA. RefSeq names its product protein LBH-like. The coding region runs from base 1 to 294 and encodes 97 amino acids. The record is from RefSeq and is a predicted model, not a curated record. NCBI's taxonomy places the organism in Eukaryota, Metazoa, Chordata, Actinopteri, Gobiiformes, Gobiidae. The transcript is spliced from 3 exons.
AUGACUGAGGUGCUGAAUUCUCUGGAGCCGGGGACUGAGGACUUCACUGGAGCAGAGGGAGACGAGGCCGCAAUCUUCCCCGAGUCUCACGAGCGUUACCCAAAGCUCUCCAAGCGUCUGCCCUCCAUCGUGGUGGAGCCCACAGAGACGGCGGAGGUGGAGAGCGGGGAGCUAAGAUGGCCGCCGGACGAACCCAGCUCCCCUGAAGAGAAGGCCCGCCGCGGUCUGGAGGAGCAAGCAGCUGCAGGGUCGGACGUGACAGAGGACCCGUCUGGAGCCGAGAUGCAGGACUGAAGUGGACCCUGGAGACUGUGAGUCCAUCUAGACCUGGAUCUCAACCGGACCAGAACCAGACCAGAACCGGGCCGGGACUGGAC